AUGGAUGGGCUACAGAGAACUAACUACUCUGAGGUCACUGAAUUCAUCCUGGUGGGGUUUUCCCAGAAGCCCCAUGUGCAAGCUGCCUUCUUCACUGGGUUGCUGUGCUUCUACCUCUUCACACUUUUGGGGAACAGCCUCAUCGUCACUGUGAUCCAAAGGGACGCUCACCUUCACACCCCCAUGUACUUUUUCCUCAGCAACCUGUCCUUCCUUGACAUCUGCUAUACCACCAGCUGGGAGCCUUAUGUGUUGGCCCAGUGUUUCAAGGACUUCCCCACCAUCUCCUACACCAGCUGCUAUGCCCAGAUGACCAUUUCCCUGUUCCUGGGAAUGACUGAGUGGCUCGGCACUGGCCCGCCCUGCGCCCGCCCCUCGGGCCGGCCUGCCGCCGCUGGCGCCGCCUCCCAGCCUGCCAAAAGCGGUGAGGCGCCGGGCGACGGCAUCAUUGGAACCCGCGCUGCAGCACCGCGCCGCUCACGCAGCGCCGCGCGCCCGGCGGCCCAAGGCGAGCUCAGCCUAGGCAGCGCGCAGCGCAGCCGGACGGCGGCGGCGGCGGCGGCGGCGUCAGGAACAGCGGCGGCGGCGGCGGCGGCGGCGGGAGCCAAUCAGAGAACUGAUCCAGAAGAGUUGUUUACGAAAUUGGAACGCAUUGGGAAAGGCUCCUUUGGAGAAGUUUUUAAAGGAAUUGAUAACCGGACACAGCAAGUGGUUGCUAUUAAAAUCAUAGACCUCGAGGAAGCAGAAGAUGAAAUUGAAGACAUUCAGCAAGAAAUAACUGUUUUAAGUCAGUGUGACAGUUCCUAUGUAACAAAAUACUAUGGAUCUUAUUUAAAGGGCACAAAGCUGUGGAUCAUAAUGGAAUACCUGGGUGGAGGAUCAGCACUGGACCUUGUAAGACUUCGAGCCGGUCCAUUUGAUGAGUUCCAGAUAGCUACCAUGCUAAAGGAAAUUUUGAAAGGUCUAGACUACCUGCAUUCAGAAAAGAAAAUCCACAGGGACAUAAAAGCUGCCAAUGUCUUGUUGUCAGAGCAAGGAGAGGUUAAGCUGGCAGACUUUGGCGUUGCUGGCCAGUUAACAGAUACACAGAUUAAAAGGAAUACCUUUGUAGGAACACCAUUCUGGAUGGCUCCUGAAGUUAUUCAGCAGUCGGCUUACGAUUCGAAAGCUGACAUAUGGUCCUUAGGAAUCACUGCUAUCGAAUUAGCCAAAGGAGAGCCACCUAACUCUGACAUGCAUCCCAUGCGAGUUCUUUUCCUGAUUCCAAAAAAUAAUCCACCAACUCUGCUGGGAGAUUUUACUAAGCCCUUUAAAGAGUUUACUGAUGCAUGUUUGAACAAGGAUCCAUCAUUUCGUCCAACAGCCAAAGAGCUGCUGAAGCACAAAUUCAUUAUUAAAAAUGCCAAGAAGACGUCAUACCUGACAGAACUGAUCGAUCGGUUCAAGAGGUGGAAAGCGGAAGGACACAGCGACGACGAAUCAGACUCUGACGGCUCGGACUCGGAAAGCAGCAAUAAGGAAAAUAAUUCUCAUCCCGAAUGGAGUUUUACUACUGUUCGGAAGAAGCCUGAUGCCAAGAAACUACAGAAUGGAACAGAACAAGAAGAAGAACUUGCCAAAACACUAAGCUGUUUGUCUACAAUAAUCACACCAGUAUUUGCUGAAUUGAAAGAGCAAGACACAAGCAAUGCAAGCAGAACAAAAGCAAUUGAAGAGCUGGAGAAAAGCAUGACAGUGGCAGAAACCGCCUGUCCUGGAAUUACAGAUAAGAUGGUGAAGAAAUUAAUCGAGAAGUUUCAAAAGUUUUCCGUUAAUGACUCAUCCUAAGAAACUUGCCAUUGUUGACUUCAGUUACAUCCAGCUCCAUUGAAAUCCACCCAAAGGACUUCAAGCUUGGCAGUGCUUACUUAGCUCAUGAGCCCCCAUGUGCCUUUUGGAUCUUUGCAACAUACUGAUGGUAAAGGAUUUGGAAGAACCUACUCAACUAUGUUGUGGUUUUAUAUUUUCAGGAGAUAAUUUUGUAAGGAAGUUUUCAUACCAUUGUCUCACCUAUGUUUAUUCUGGUAGUUGUGGAGCUCAGGCUUUGUUUUUAGGCAUCAUCAUUCUUUUUUUAAAAGAUGCACAAGUUACUAGUAUGGUUUUUGCUCUUUGGUUAACCAUACACUGCUGAUACAUCUGUCAUAACGCUCAGAAAUGAAACUUUUGUCAGUUUGUCAUCAAGAAGUUUCCAAACCAAGUCUUCUUUCUCUUCCCAACCCCCCCCACCCCAAGAACCAAAUCACAGGUGAUAUCUGUGUAAAACCAGUGUCUAAAGCAUCAGGACAAACAUCUCAAUGAGUCCCUGCAUUUGAGAGCAAUCUAGCUAAAUAAAUAGUUUGCAGCUGAUCUAUGUAGCAACAUCAACAUUGCCUUUUAUAGAACAGGCUUUUUUCAAGUCAUAUUUCAGUCUUCUCAUCAUGGUUAGAAAUUUAAAGCAAUACAGUUAGGCUAGGGAAGGCUUUUUGGCAAUAAUGUUCACAACGUAGGCUGUUCGAACUUGUUGAAACACUUGCAAUGCUUGGGUUUAGGGGGAGCUUGAAGAGGCUGACCAUCACGUGACUAAUACCUCAUCAGCAGGUAUGAGCAGAAAUAACACCAGCAUUUAUGUGUAUGUGGGGAGGGGGGAGGGUUAAGUUGUCUUGUGAAAAAUAUUCGUUUUCUUCUCUGUCCAUAAGCAUCAUCAUUUAAAAUGUUCAUCAUUUCAGAAAGAGUAUUUUAAAUAUGUAUUUCCAGUAGUAUGCAAAUAACCGAGUUAGAGGUAUUCUUUCCUAAAAGUAGUCUACAGUGAAGUAGAGUAAUAUUUUUCCCUUUAUAAAAAGUAGGUAAGAUGAGAAAAUUGCUUUUUUGUUAUAUUUAUGGUACUGCUAAAUGGCUAAUGCCAUUUUCUUUCUGGAUCCAGUAUGUAUAUUAUGCUGAAUUUCAGUACUUGUGGGAUUGUUGGUGUACAUUUAUUUUUGAUAAAGGUUCUGUGUUUAUUGUAUCAUUUGAAUCUGCACAGUCAGUCUUGUUUUUGCAUAAGUCAUUGUAAAGAACCUGCAUCUUCUAUCUGCCAAAUGUGAGGAAGAGGAAGGUGUGAAGGCAUAGGCAAACGUGACCUGGGGACUCAACUGGCCAUUGGGUUCUUUUUCAAAAUAAGAUCGAGAGUCAGAAAGUGUAGUGUUCUUCUGUAUCCCAAGGAUAGUUCUUUUCAAUGGUGCCUACAGUGUAAAAAAUUACUUUUCAUUCCUUGUUUUUGUGUUAAAGAAAUGGUUCUGUUGAAAUUUUCACCUGCUGUGUAACUGAAACUCAAUUACAAUUUAUAUCUACAAAA
This is a messenger RNA of Gracilinanus agilis (Agile Gracile Mouse Opossum), 3349 nucleotides long. RefSeq names its product serine/threonine kinase 26 (gene STK26). Gene Ontology annotation, molecular function: ATP binding; olfactory receptor activity; protein kinase activity. Gene Ontology annotation, cellular component: membrane. Gene Ontology annotation, biological process: G protein-coupled receptor signaling pathway; protein phosphorylation. The record is from RefSeq and is a predicted model, not a curated record. The transcript is spliced from 13 exons. Lineage: Eukaryota; Metazoa; Chordata; Mammalia; Didelphimorphia; Didelphidae. The coding region runs from base 1 to 1827 and encodes 608 amino acids.